GCUGGCGGUAACGGCAGGGGGGGAGCGGGACGGGCUCUGCGGGCAGCGGGAGAACAGCAGCAAGAGCAGCAACACCCUCACCCCCUCAACCAGCGGCACAAGUGUCCGUGCGGCGGCGGUGAGUCCCGGGCUGGCCUCGCUGCUGGGUCCCCUUCGGUCUACUUGUUUAUUCUGAGCCUUUGCAAAAUCGUUGUGGCAUUUGGAAAAGACCCUUAGAUCCUGCAUUUUCUUAUACUGCUGGGAUACUGAGGGAUUGUGAUUUACAGUAGAGUCACAAUGAGGCGAAGCUCAAGUAUUGCUGGAAGCAGCAGUCGACAAUCUAUGAUGGCAUUGAGAGUGCAGGAUAACAAGAAGAUGGGUCUUCAGACACCUCAGAUGAAGGACAGAAGCACCUUUGGGAAGCUGAGCAUGAGCAGACCUACAUCUGGAACUUCAGAAAGAAAAGUCAGCUGUUUUGGGAACAGAAUGAGUGGGGCUGGAGGGUCACGCAGCAGCCAGUAUGGUGUGUUCAUGCUCGGGACAGAAAAGAUAAAGGAUCCCAGGCCCCUUCAUGACAAGGGAUUCAUCCAACAAUGUAUCAAGAAGCUUUGUGAGUUCCUCGUUGAGAAUGGUUAUGCCCACAAUGUUUCCAUGAAAUCACUGCAGUCUCCAUCAAUUAAGGACUUUUUAAAGAUCUUCACCUUUAUCUAUAAAUUCCUCUGCCCUUCUUAUGAAUUGCCUGACUCAAAAUUUGAAGAGGAAAUUCCCAAAGUUUUUAAAAACCUAGGGUACCCCUUUCCUCUGCCAAAAAGUUCCAUGUACACCGUGGGUGCACCCCACACCUGGCCUCAGAUUGUGGCAGCUUUGGUUUGGCUAAUUGAUUGUGUCAAGCUGUACAGUGCCAUCAGGGAAAAUGCACCAUUGUUCGAUGACAGGCAGAGCUGGGAAGUAGAGACGGAUGAUGGAAUUGUACAUUAUAAGCUUUUCAUGGACUACUGUAUGAAGUGCUAUGAUCUUUUCAUGAGAGGGAGAGAUACCUUUGAGGAGGUGGAUGCUGAAGUACAGUCAAAAUUAAAGGAUUUAUUUAAUAUAGAUCCAUUUCAGAUGGAAAGUUUAGAAGUUGAAAACAAAAGACUUCAAGAAGAGAUUGCAAGACUAGAAAAAGAAAAGGAAAGUGAGCCGGAUCGUAGAGUAACGCUACGAAACGUGAAAUCAUCUCUUCAAGCAGACGUCCAGAAAUACCAGGCUUAUUUAGCCAGUCUGGAAUCUCAUAUAGCCAUCCUUGAUCAAAAACUGGGAAGUCUGACUGAUGAAGUUGAGACAGCAGAAACGGAAGUAGAAGCAAUGAAGCAGGAGAAUGCCCGGCUCCGGCACAUCUUAGAUAACCAAAAGUACUCAGCUGUGGAUGUUGAGAGAAUAAAACACGAGAGAAAUGAACUGCAGCAAACCAUUAACAAGCUGACUAAGCAAUUAGAAGCAGAAGAACACCAGCUGUGGAAUGAAGAGCUAAAAUACGCUAGGAAUAAAGAGGCGAUUGAAACACAACUGGCAGAGUAUCAUAAACUGGCUCGAAAGCUGAAAUUAAUUCCAGUAAGUGCUGAGAAUUCCAAAGGCCACGACUUUGAGAUUUGGUUUAAUCCUGAGGCAGGAGCAAAUUGCCUAAUCAAAUACAGAGCUCAGAUCAAGGCUCCCCUCAUGGAGAUCAUCAACGAGACUGAGGAAGAAAUUAGUAAAGCUACUCAACGGAAAAUGUCUUUGGAAGAUACUUUGGAACAGGUGAAUGUAAUGCUAAAGGACAGGAAACGCAGUGUGAAAAUGCUGACAGAAGAAGCUGAAGAGCUGGAUGAUCUUUACCAGCAGAAGCUUAAGGAGAUAGAAGAGGAAGAGCAAAAAUGUGCAGAUGAACGGGAAUCAUUGAAGAAGCAUAAACAGUUACUUGAGAGUGGGGUCGGUGAAGGUCUCAGUGAAGCCACAAAUGAAUUGCAUGAUGUCCAACGACAAUAUCAAGUUGUUUUGCAAACAACAACAGAAAAGAAGAGAAAACUUGGAGAAAAAUUGAAUCGUCUUACAGAAACAGUUGCUACUCAUCUAGCAUCUGUAGUGAAAUACCUUGAUGAACAGAAUGCAAAAAUUUACAGAGACUAUGAAGAAUUCAUGUCUAAAGAUCUAUUGUCAGACUUGACCAGCAUCCUAGACAGUUACAAAAAGAAGGCUGAAAGUCUCUAAUCACUAGAAAGGUGAAGAUAAAAAUGUUGCAUUUUCUGAAGCGCUGGUAUGGUGCUUUCCAAAAGGAUGGGUACUACCUGUGUUUAGCACUGGAACUGGUUUUAAGUGAAAGGAAGUUAUUAUGGAUGUUUUUUUGUUUUGUUGAUGCAAAUACGUUAAAGAAUUAAGCAAUAUAUUUGUAUUUUCUUAAAAAAUGCUUUGCUCAGACUGUACUUUCAAUAGCAUAUGUAUGCAUUUAGGGCAUACACGACAGGCAGUUCACAUCCUUCCCCAAGCCUUAUUUUACUAGCAAGAAAUGUAAAUGUCUGUCUCCUGUUUGUUCAGUUAUCUAUGGAACUGCACCAAGACACCUCUUACGUGAGUAAAAAAUCAAAACCUCUUUUGAAAAGAUGAUUAGUAGUCUUGUAUAGUAGUCUUGUAAAUAGAAUAAUAGAAAUAGUAGAAUAGAAGAAGAAACACAGUAGUUUGAAAAUAAGUUUUGUCUUUAGCUGUUCAUACUCCCACAUGAAACUUCACUGAAAUUCUUGAAUAUGUGUACCAGAGAAGGACAUAUGUGUACUCCAAGUAGGACAUCAUAUGAAUUCUGGCUGUAUAUCUAAUCAGUUGUAGGUUUGGUUCACGUUAGAUACAUCAAAAUGGUCUAAAAUGUCUGUAUUCUUCUUGUUAAGUCAGUUGGACAGACUCUAUUUGACUUCUUCCUCAGAAAAGUAACAGUAUGUCCUGGUUUAGGACAAAGUUGGAGGAAACCUCUGAAUAGGGGUCCCUCUAGGAAACAGAUUCAAGUAGUCCCUUCCCCAACUGGUUUGGGGAAAAAUAUUUCCUCAGAGACAAGAGGAAAAAAACCAACCUUUUUAUUUAACAGGCAAAGAACUUCCCAGCACAAAAGAGUGAACAAUACCAAACAGCUAAACCCCUUGCCGCUCCAAAGGAGUUGACAAACUCAGAGGAGUCCCUUCCAUGGGUUGCAGCCUGGCUCACUCAGGCUGUUCUCAGUCCCUCUGCCACUGGGAAAUGCUGCAGCCCACACCCGGCCUGGUGGGCCACAGGUGUGAGCUCCUGGUGCUCCCCCCAGGUUUUCACUCCAGAGCAGGUUCAAACAAUUCCAAAAAAAAGGAAGAAAAAAAACCAACACAGUCCAGGGGCCUUCUUUGUCUCAGCUAGCCAGAAAAACUAACCAAAAGCAAAAGAGAGCUCUCUGCUGCUGUCCACUGCAGACAACACAGUCUGUGUGAAGAAAAAAAUGCAGUCUCUGAUAACAAACUCUGCACCUCUUCUCUCCCCACUUCACUCCUGGACUGCAGAACUCAAUAUUCAACACCAACAGAACAGAUGAUUUGGGGAUACGAGCAUCAUAAAGUCACCCCAAGACACAGUAAAAUUAGUGUAUGCACAGCUCUGGUCCAAAUACUUUGAAGAAAGCAGAUUGAUGCUAUGUGGAAGUAAUACCUUUCCAUCUAUUCUAUGUAUAAUUUUGUGUUAAAAAAUAAAUAAAUGA
Molecule: messenger RNA, 3700 nt
Organism: Ficedula albicollis (Collared flycatcher)
Lineage: Eukaryota; Metazoa; Chordata; Aves; Passeriformes; Muscicapidae
Gene: NDC80
Product: NDC80 kinetochore complex component
Exons: 17
Coding region: 277-2205 (642 amino acids)
Biological process (GO): attachment of mitotic spindle microtubules to kinetochore
Cellular component (GO): Ndc80 complex
Source: RefSeq, a predicted model, not a curated record